Amphiprion ocellaris (clown anemonefish) is the source of this 743-nucleotide messenger RNA. RefSeq names its product immediate early response 3-interacting protein 1-like. The coding region runs from base 71 to 319 and encodes 82 amino acids. Gene Ontology annotation, cellular component: Golgi membrane; COPII-coated ER to Golgi transport vesicle; endoplasmic reticulum membrane. The record is from RefSeq and is a predicted model, not a curated record. Gene Ontology annotation, biological process: endoplasmic reticulum to Golgi vesicle-mediated transport. The transcript has 3 exons. Lineage: Eukaryota; Metazoa; Chordata; Actinopteri; Pomacentridae.
CCGUAGGCUACGUCAGAAGUAAAUAGUGUCAGUUACAGUUAGGCUACAGCUAGGUACUUGUUGGGACAACAUGGCAUUUACCUUGUAUUCUCUCAUUCAGGCAGCUAUCUUGUGUGUUAAUGCUGUCGCUGUAUUACACGAAGAAAGAUUUCUAACUAAAAUUGGCUGGGGAGUGGACCAAAGUGUGGGAGGAUUUGGGGAUGAACCAGGCAUCAAAGUGCAGCUAAUGAACCUUGUCCGCUCUGUGAGGACAGUCAUGAGAGUGCCACUGAUUGCAGUGAAUUCAGUCUGCAUUGUGCUACUGCUUCUGUUUGGAUGAAGAAGCCAGAGUGAAGAUGGGAAAAACCAGCCUGCUGUCAGGAGAACAUCUCCAUCACCUCAGGAAGCCCUCACACAGGACACACAGAAUGACCCAUCAGCUUCAAUAUGAAUGCUAUUGUAUAUUUCUCUUCAGCAGGUUAUUUGCUAAGGCCUGUGUUUGCUAAUAUCCUGCAGCUGUUUAGUAUGGUUAACUACUGUCUUCUAUUGAAUAGAACGAUACAAUUUUGAGUAGAUUACACUUUUUUCAAAAUUAUUACUAAGCAAACAAAUGAUUUUACACUUUAAAAAAUAUCAAAGGACUAAAACAACUGCUGUCAUUGCGUGGUCCACUGUUGGUGAUUUAUACUCUGAACGUAUGUAAAUUAAUUCAUGAAUAUGUGGUGUUGCAGAAAUAUUGGAGAAUAAAGAGUUUUUAAAAACGG